Vespula vulgaris is the source of this 2592-nucleotide messenger RNA. Its product is annotated as probable tubulin polyglutamylase TTLL2. The transcript has 10 exons. Gene Ontology annotation, molecular function: tubulin-glutamic acid ligase activity; tubulin binding. Gene Ontology annotation, cellular component: cilium. The record is from RefSeq and is a predicted model, not a curated record. Gene Ontology annotation, biological process: protein polyglutamylation; microtubule cytoskeleton organization. The coding region runs from base 844 to 2433 and encodes 529 amino acids. Lineage: Eukaryota; Metazoa; Arthropoda; Insecta; Hymenoptera; Vespidae.
CACGAAAUACCAUUCACGAUCGCAAGCCGAUAAAACUGAACUUUCUUCCUUCGGUCGUUAAACUCGAGAGAGUAAUUUUCAACGAACCCGAAAAGAAACUAACUGCAUACUUUUAUCGAUUCGACGUUGUACAAAAUCGAACGUUCAACGUAAUUCGACAUGAAAGCAACUUCAAAGCAAAAGGGAAAGGCAAAGUUAAAGCAAGUCGUUUCUUUUUAUUACUGACCGUUUUUAAUAACGAUGACGUCAAAAUUGUAUUCAAAUAAUUUCCAUACCUUUGACAAACUCGUCUUUAAAAACUCAACAUCGACACCUCGAGGAACCUUCAAAGUAUAAAAACGUAGAAAAGUUCAAAGUCUCAAAGCUGUGAUCGAGUUGCGUGUACCUAAUGAGCUUCCUCGUAAAUUGAUACUUUUCGGAAUUCCUAACUAAGAAAGGCGAGCGAGUUUGCGCGAGCUUACGCCUUUCUUUUACGUAAAACGCGGUCGCUCUUACUUCCGGUGUCCUUCGCAAGCUCGCGCGGAAGCAGGACGGAUUAACCUGCGCACCUGCGAGGAACCUCAGAGCGAUCGCGAAAGCUCGUAAACGCGCCAGUUAGAAUCUAGAUUUCGUCUAGAAUACAUCUCGCCUUUUUCGACGAGCUUUUCCUACUUUUCGAUUAAGGACUCGAUUCUCCAUGAUCUUGAACGGGAAAAGAAAAGAAAAAAAAUGAAGACACUGAUGAUUUUAAUGAUAGAGAGGACGAUCGUCUCGGCUACAGCGUGAUCGAUCGCAAGAUAAAUAAAGUUUCUUGCACGUCUUACCGUCCUCUUGGCAAUCCUAUGAAACAUAUCAUGCUCCGGCAUGGCAGUAAAAUGCUUGGAAGGACCUUUCGUAUUCAGACUCAACGAGAACGGCGCAGGACCUCAUCUACUCGUACAGGUUUGCACGGAACGAGGAUGGAGGGAAUACGCGGGAGAAAAUAAUGUAUUCAAAGAUCGAUGGAAUUUAUGGUGGCGAUCCGGUGGUUUUCCUCUUACCCAAUUCAAACCAUUAUUUCCUUGGCAGUUCGUUAAUCGAAUACCAAAGGGAAACUCGAUCUGUAGAAAGGACAAUCUCGUGCGUCAUUUAAAAUGCAUGAAAAAGGGCCAUGGCUCGAUUUACGAUUUCAGUCCUAUAGGAUAUAAUUUACCUUCGGAAUAUACGAAACUCGCGGAAGAUUGUAGUCGUUACGAGAAGGAUGAUAGAGUGUGGAUUUGCAAGCCGGUUAGCCAAAGCCAAGGAAGAGGAAUAUUUCUUUUCCGUAAAUUAAGCGAUCUCUCGUACAACAAUUCCGCUGUUGUACAAAGGUACAUAGAAAAUCCUCUUCUCAUCGGUGGCUACAAGUUUGACUUACGUCUUUACGUUUGCGUACCUUCUUAUCGUCCUUUGACGAUAUAUCUUUACAAAGAAGGAAUAGCUCGAUUUGCCACCGAGAAAUUUUCCUUGGAACGGUUGGACGAUCCUUUCCGUCAUUUAACGAACUUCUCCUUGAACAAACUAGGUCCAGGAUAUUCGGAAAAAAAAGAACGCAUUGGUGCUGGUUGCAAGUGGACUUUGAGACAACUCAGACGAUACUUCGAGCAGGCUGGAUACUUCGACUGGUUUCUCUGGCAAAGAAUAGCUUGUCUCGUGAGUUUAACGAUUAUAAGUCAAGCAGCUGGUAUACCAAGCUCAUCUAAUUGUUUCGAAUUCUUUGGCUUCGACGUGCUAAUCGAUGAAAAUUUAAAACCAUGGUUAUUGGAGGUAAACCUUAGUCCAGCUCUAAGCAACGAAUGUGAGAUCGAUUCGGAAGUGAAGAAACCAUUAUUACACGAUUUGUUCGAUCUGUUAGGCCUUCCAGUCUGUAACACUGGACUAUCAUUGUUUAAGAUCUGGUCUUACGAUCGAGUAAACGAAGAAAACUCGUCUUCCAAACUUUGUGCGAAUCGUUCUACGAAGAAAAAAUCCAAAUUUAAUCGAAACGGUGGCACCAUCAUGAAUCUAUAUAGUGAAACACGUUCUGCCUUUAGGAAAUCUUCAGAAAUGUGUCCGACUUCUUGGUCUCGUUAUAAUCCUUUAUUGAUGGACAAAUGCAUUCGACGUGACUUCAAAGGCAAUAACAUCAAUAAUCAUUCAACUUCGACAUGGGAUAACGGUAGAGAUUGGAGCGCUCCUUGCGUUCGAGAAGGCGGAUGGGUUCGCAUUUGUCCAUUAACAAGAUUGAAACAUUCCAAAAAUGCUGAAUUUUCACAGGCAGAUGCAUCGCGUUCCAUUGAAAGAGAAAUCAAAGACACGAUUCUUUGUAUAAACAAGUACUUAAAAGCUGCCAAAGAUAUUCAACGAGGAAACGAAAAACAAAAAGACGACCAAUAUAAUGCUCUUCUGCAAGCUUCGCUUAAUUUAAAUGCAGAAGUCUGGCUGCCAGAAAAGUAGAACGUAGAUAUUUAUCUUUAUACUUGGUAAGAAAUGUAUAUUUUAUGUUGCAAACGGACAACACAUUGGUCCAAAGUUAAACGCAGUUAACUGCUUUUGUCGAUUGAAAUCUUCUCUUGCAUAUGUGUUCAUUAAACUUAUAAAAUAUUAAGGAUACUU